AUGGGGUCAACGCGUUUAGGGCGGAGGAGUCCAAUCACCUGGGUCAUCGGCGUGGCCCUGCUCAUAUUCAUCUUUGUCUUCCUGUUCUCGCCAUCGAGUAGCGAUUCAGCGUCGGCAAAGAGUCGAACAGCCAGCGCGGCCUCGAAUCCCCUUUCUCCACCCACAUCCCCUUUCCGAAAGCAGAAUGAGAAGUCCUCGAGCGGCAAGCGGAUACCACCUCCAGUUGUGCACUACCACAUGAACAACGUUACCAGCUCGAGCAAUCCAUUGGCCAACAGGGAGACCAUUCUCAUCCUCACACCCCUGGCGAAGUUCUACCAAGAGUACUGGGACAAUCUGAUGCGCCUGGACUACCCACAUGAGCUGAUCACAUUGGCCUUUAUCAUACCCAAGAGCAGGGAAGGAAAUGCGGCGACUACUCAACUCCAAACACAAAUCACCCAUACCCAGAAGUCAGGACCCAUCAGCCAGCGAUUUGCAAGCAUCAUUAUCGAGCGACAGGACUUCGACCCUCCUCUACAGUCCCAAACUGAAGCCGAGCGUCACAAGAUGGAGAACCAGAAGGUUAGACGAGCAGCAAUGUCCAGAGCCAGAAACUCUCUUCUCUUCACCACCCUUGGCCCUUCCACAUCCUGGGUCCUCUGGCUGGAUGCAGAUGUGAUUGAAACCCCACCUACAUUGAUCCAAGAUCUCGCUGCCCACGAUAAGCCUAUCAUCGUCCCCAACUGCUUCCAGCGCUUUGUCGACUCGAAGACUAAGAAAGCUUCCGAGCGCCCCUACGAUUUCAACAGCUGGCAGGACAGCGAGAUUGCGCGCAAGCUGGGAGAUACAUUAGGACCAGAUGAUAUUCUACUCGAGGGUUACGCUUCCAUGGCUACCUACCGGACUUUGAUGGCGUAUAUGGCUGAGGACGGAGGAGACCCCAACCAGGAGAUUGAUCUAGACGGUGUUGGGGGCACGGCGCUGUUGGUCAAGGCGGAGGUUCACCGCGACGGAGCCAUGUUCCCACCUUUCGCAUUCUACCACCUCAUCGAGACGGAAGGAUUCGCAAAAAUGGCGAAACGACUGGGAUGGGGCGCUACAGGCUUACCGAAUUACAAGGUGUACCAUUACAACGAGUGA
Molecule: messenger RNA, 1122 nt
Organism: Drepanopeziza brunnea f. sp. 'multigermtubi' MB_m1
Lineage: Eukaryota; Fungi; Ascomycota; Leotiomycetes; Helotiales; Drepanopezizaceae
Biological process (GO): cell wall mannoprotein biosynthetic process; protein N-linked glycosylation
Cellular component (GO): mannan polymerase complex
Molecular function (GO): alpha-1,6-mannosyltransferase activity
Source: RefSeq, a predicted model, not a curated record